This is a messenger RNA of Oryza brachyantha (malo sina), 2651 nucleotides long. Its product is annotated as UDP-glycosyltransferase 79-like. The record is from RefSeq and is a predicted model, not a curated record. The transcript is spliced from 8 exons. Gene Ontology annotation, molecular function: UDP-glycosyltransferase activity. NCBI's taxonomy places the organism in Eukaryota, Viridiplantae, Streptophyta, Magnoliopsida, Poales, Poaceae.
GAACUCAUCGUCGCGGCGACACAGAGCUAGCUAGCUACCCUUCCUCGCAGUCCCAUGGAGAUCAUGAACGAUCGGCCCAGCGCCGGCGCCGGCGCCCACGUCCUCCUCGUGCCGUUGCCGGCGCAGGGCCACAUGAACCCGAUGCUCCAGUUCGGCCACCGCCUCGCCUACCACGGCCUCCGCCCCACGCUCGCCGCGACGCGGUACGUGCUCUCCGCCACGGGCCCGCCGCCCGGCGAUCCCUUCCGCAUGGUCGCGUUCUCCGACGGCUUCGACGCCGGCGGCAUGGGCUCGUGCCCCGACCCGGUCGAGUACUCCAGCCGCCUGGAGACCGUCGGGUCGGAGACGCUGGCGCGGGUCAUCGACGACGAGGCGCGCGCCGGGAGGCCACCGGCCGUGCUCGUGUACGACCCCCGCAUGGCGUGGGUGCCCCGGGUGGCGCGCGCUGCCGGCGUCCCGACGGCGGCGUUCCUGUCGCAGCCGUGCGCGGUGGACGCGGUCUACGGCGAGGUGUGGGCCGGGCGCGCGCCGCUGCCGGUGAAGGACGGGAGCGACCUCCUGCGCCGCGGGGUGCUCAGCGUCGACCUCGCCCCGGCGGACGUGCCGCCGUUCGUCGCGGCGCCGGAGCUGUACCCCAAGUACCUCGACGUCUCGAUCCGGCAGUUCGAGGGCCUCGACGACGCCGACGACGUGUUCGUCAACUCGUUCCACGACCUCGAGCCGGUGGAGGCAGCGCACAUGGAGUCGACAUGGCGGGCCAAAACCGUCGGCCCCACGUUGCCGUCGUUCUUCCUCGACGAUGGCCGGCUGCCGUCGAACAAAGCCUACGGCAUCAGCAUCUUCAGCGCGGCUGGCAACGCGCCGCCGUGCAUGGAAUGGCUUGACAAGCAGGCUCCUGGCUCGGUUGUGCUUGCGUCCUAUGGCACAGUCUACAGCCUUGACAGCGCCGAGCUCGAGGAGCUCGGCAAUGGCCUCUGCAAUUCCGGCAAGCCAUUCCUCUGGGUGGUGAGGUCGAAUGAAGAACACAAGUUGUCCGAACAACUCCGUGAAAAGUGCAAGGAGAAGGGGCUAAUUGUGUCUUGGUGCCCCCAGCUUGAGGUCCUGAAACACAAGGCAACAGGUUGUUUCUUGACGCAUUGUGGAUGGAACUCGACGAUGGAAGCAAUCGCGACCGGUGUGCCAAUGGUGACAGUACCGCAGUCGGCUGACCAGCCGACCAUAGCGAGAUACGUGGAAACCGCAUGGGAGAUUGGUGUGCGUGUAAAGCUACACGAGAAAGGGUUGGUCAGAAAGGGGGAAGUGGAGACAUGCAUCAAGAAAGUUGUGGAUGGGAAGAGGGGUGCAGAGUACAAGAAGAAUGCUGCUAAGUGGAUGCAAAAGGCGAAGGCAGCAGCGCAGCAAGGUGGCAGUUCCGACAAGAAUAUUGCUGAAUUUGUAGCCAAAGCAUCUCCAAGAGGUAUGGUAGCGCAUACGAGAUAGUUGCGAUGGCCAACCAUUAAACUUCUGAGCGUGGAGCUGGGGCCGGAGGACGUGCCCUCGUUCGUGAACGCGCCGGACUCGUACCCGCCGGUGCUGGAGCUGGUGCUGAGCCAGUUCGAAGGGCUGGAGACCGUCGACGACGUGCUCGUCAACUCGUGCCAUGAACUUGAGCCAAAGGAGGCAGAUUACAUGGCAUCAGCAUGGCGUUUUAAGACGAUUGGACCGACUGUGCCAUCGUUCUACCUGGAUGACGAUCAGUUGCAGCCUAACAAGACAUAUGGGUUCGACCUUUCUGACAGCACUUCACCUUGCAUUGCGUGGCUCGAUAAUCAGCCCGCUUGCUCUGUUGUUUACGCUUCCUAUGGAACUGUGGCUGACCUCAACGCAGCCCAGUUAGAUGAGCUGGGCAAUGGACUUUGCAAUUCUGGUAAACCGUUCAUUUGGGUCAUCAGGUCCUGCGAUGAACACAAGCUGUCAGAGGAACUCCGUGACAAGUGCAAGGAGAGGGGCCUGAUUGUUUCCUGGUGCCCCCAGCUCGAGGUCUUAUCUCACAAGGCCACAGGCUGCUUCUUAACGCACUGUGGAUGGAACUCAACAACAGAAGCAAUUGUUAUUGGCGUUCCACUGUUAGCAAUGCCUCAGUGGACAGACCAACCGACUACAGCGAAGUACAUCGAGAGCGCAUGGGGAAACGGUGUACGCUUGCAGCGGGACAACAACGAAGGCAUGGUGAGGAAAGAAGAGGUGGAGAGAUGCAUCCGAGAAGUCCUAGAGGGUGAGAGGAAAGCAGAGUACAGGAAAAACGCUGAUAAGUGGAUGAAGAAAGCGAAGGAAGCAAUGAAGGAAGGGGGCAGCUCGAGUAAUAAUAUUGCCAUGUUCGCCGCGAAGUACACUUCACAUUGACAUGGAAUAGCUUUUGUACUGUUGCGGAUGUAUAUUAUUUGGAUAUCUGGUUACAGCGAAAUUGUUUCGAUCUCUGGUUAUGACCAAGGGAGAAGACAAAAAUAGUUCUACUAUGUUAUUGGUAAAAAAAUUAUUUACUAGCUGAUUGAUUAACGAUUUUGAUACGGCGUAUGGAAUAUGCCAAACUUCAACUGUAAGAUGCCAAAAGAAUAUGUCCGAUCUUUGAAUUAUUAUGUUGGAUAUUUUCGGAAAUAAAAUCUCCUACUAAA